ACGGGUCCGUUACGUCUGCAGUUCGCGUUUUCUACACAGCUCGUAGUGGGUUUGCAGUGGGGCGAGAAACGGCGCAGAAACGCGCUCACUCCUCAGUCUCUCUCGCGCGCGCUCUCAGUCCCCGGGGCGCCUCGGCGUGCAACCGGCGGCACACAGUUUCCAAAAUCGACGUUUUAUUUUGUCGAAGAAAGUAAAAGACAGCGCGCGAGCUUUUCCCCUCCUGUUCCCCGUGCAUGUGCUGUUUGUAAGCUUUUUUUUCUCGGUUUGGAGUUUUUUCUUUUUUCUCUACCAGAUGCUGACAGUGAGCAGCUCGGUUUGGCGUCGCGAGCCAGCAGUGGACCAGCAUGCGCGCGCCGGACAAAGCUGUGGAGUGCGCUCUGCCCGCGGACCCCUGCGCUCCUAGACCGGGGGCUGUGGCGUCUCCGCUGUUUGCUCCCACAUUUGAUCCAGCCGAGGCAGCGCUGAUGCGCGCGUGAGGAGCUCGCGCCCACCGUUGCUGCAGCGCGAGCGCGGCGCCUCCCGGUGAGCGCGCGGCGACGGCGGCGACGGCGGCGUCUGGCUGCACGGGGCCAAGAUUUGCAUAUCAGAGGCGCGCCGCAUUUCACGAGGGUAACAUACUGGCAGGCUAGAUUGCCAUGGAAACGUGCAGUUUGUGAGAAAUAGUUGAGAGAAUCGAGAGAAAGGGAUAACACAAAACAUGGCUGAAGCAACUGAGAUGAACAUUUCCUGAUAAUUUCCAGUGACUUCUGUGAAUCUGUGAAGCCCCUGUUUAUUGGAAGAUUUGCACUCACUCACCCAGCAAGGAGUUACACCUUGAAAGUGAGAUUGGGCUGGGUCAGUGUCUUCACUGUGCCACAUAGGCUGUAAGAUAUUUGCUGCCUAAGGGAGAGUAGCCCUAGGGGACACAGAUUGGAGGACGCCAUAUACAUACAUUAGUAUAGACAUUGACUUUCGGGGUAAUGAGCCGACUAUCAGGACGUCUGCGCUCUGGAGGUGUGCGUUUGGCCUGUGAAACACCGGUCGAGGAGGACUGCAGUGAGUCUGAAGGCUCUUGGAUGGGAGAUGUAGCUCCUGGAGUCACUUCAGCAGGGCCUAUUGACUCUGGCCAGGCCACUUCACUACACUAUGGAUUUUAUUCACCUCCUUCACUGGCUAAUGGUCUGCGAAACCACGAUGACCAGUUUCAGCGCCGAGCAAGGAGACGCAGACAAAUGGACCAUGUGGAACAAAUACACACGCAUGAACAAGUGCACAUUCAGCAACACACGCAGAUGCACACACACCAGCAAACACAUUUACUCGAGCAGAACACUCGAAUGGGACAUUCAAAUACACAUCUACAGUCUCACACACACAUUCAGUUGGAUGACCACAUGCAGACGAACACAGAUGUACUAAUGCACAAGCACACACGUACAGAGAUGGACAGAUGCAUAGAUUCCAGCUCCUCAGUCAUGGAGCAGGACACAUCUCUUGUUCCAGAGGACUUGUCUGUUACUCACAAGACUGAAAAAUACACCCCCUCUGCCCGUUCAACAUAUCCUUUGCAAACUAGCCAACCCACACAAACGUAUUCAACUCUUCAACAUGGCUCUGCUUCUAUGUGUAAGGCAGAGACAGAACAAGCCACUCCCACCUGUAAACCAGAGGUGGAUCACUUACCAAACCCUGACAUAUGCCACAGUUCCAGUGCAAGCAACAAUCUGAUCACCACCCCUAUAGAGGCUGAGAGGAAGUAUACAUUGAGGAGUUCUGGUCGACCAAGAUUUCCUUGCCACCUUCGCAAGUCGUCCCGUUUGCGUAGAGCCACAGAAGAUAAUGUAGUGAAAAGGGAAGAAGAACAAAAAGAGGAGGAGGAUAUGAACAUCUGGAGAGGAGAUGAGAUUACACCAAAGGAAGAGGCUUUUCCUGAAGUUGUUCUAGGUGCCCCAUCCCUUGAAGUUUUACCAGUAUCAACUAAAUUGUCCAGUGUGGUGCCAAACCAUAGCGUUAGUAUGCCAUUUGGAAAUGAAGGCAGCACUGUGACUCACCACUCAAUGAGAGGUAAACGACGAGGUCGUUUUUUGGGUGUGAGGAAGAUAGUGGUGAAAAUAGCCAGAAUCCCUGUGCACCUCAGUCGUCGGCAGAAAAGCUACAAGAUCUCCUCCCUAGAUCCUGUGGGGGUGGGGACAUGUGGGGAAGGGGGUACUAAGGUAGAAGGUCCAGAAGGGGGGUCUAGUAGUGAGACAUGUGCCCCUAUUCCAAAGGAACCCACUGCUCUUCUCCGCAUGAAAAACAAUGGGAAGAGUGUCAUGGUCAUGUUUCCCCCAGGAGAGCUACCUGUCAUCCUGAAACGGCGUAGAGGACGGCCCCCUAAACAGGCCUUACCCGGGCAGCCUGACCUGCGUGAGACUAGAGCUGGGGCAGCAAAUGCUGCAGAGCCCAAGAAACAACGUCGACGACGACGAGUAAAACUGCCGUCUCCACUGCCCUCGUAUGUUAAUGACACCAAUGACGUUAAAGUAGAAUAUGCAGAUGUUCUCUCCAAACUGGCUUUCCUGAACAGACAGCCCCCCAGCACUGGCCGCUGCUCCCCACCACGUUGCUGGACUCCAACUGAACCUGAAACUUUUCAUACAUCUCCAGAGAACCCAAACCUGUCCACUCUACUGCACCGCCUUACAGGGUUCCGCAGACGAGGGGGUCGAGCAGGUUGUAUGGGAGGGAGGGGAGGGGCUGCAGCUGGCUGCUCUGAGGCUUUUAAGAGGUCAUUUAGUGACUUCUUUGAGACAAUUGGCAAAAAGCGAAAAGUACCCUUAUCUGAAACAGGUACUCCACGGAAGAGGGGGAAAGGGGUCAGUAGUGGAAUUGGUAGGGCAGCUAUGACUGAGCAAGGUACACCUGUGCCUGGGGAAAAGAUUCGAAAACGCCGUUCACGAAAGAACGGGGCAUUUAAAGGGGGUCAGGGUGCCCAGGACCAAGACUGGCAAAAUGGAAAUAGUGGGUGGGGGGAGAAAGGUGACACAGACACUCCUGAAAGAGCAGGCAGUUACCAGGGUUCUUGCUCUCCCCGUGGAAACUUUCCAUCUUCUGAGACUGGAAAAAUGGGAGUGUAUCACAGCCCAGCAAUGAGAGGGGCUGGCAGUGGAGAGGAGUCUCAGGGAAUGUUUGCAGGAUACUUUCGUUCUUUACUUGAUUCAGAUGACUCUUCAGAUUUGCUAGACAUUUCCAUGUCUAGCCCUACAGGACAACAAGAUGCUCGUAAACUGACUCCAGGAUAUGAGGGCAGCAGCCCAGGUGCAGCCCAGCGCUGGUCCCCUGCUUUCCCUAAGAGAAGCCCUAAAGGAGCUGCCUGUGCUGGGGAGGGGGCAGCACUUUCAUCACCCCAAUCUCAGAGCAACUCUGCAACCAGGCCCCCAUAUUCAUACAGUGUUUCUCAAACAUCUCCCACUACUUCCUUCCCAAAAUCUCCUGCUCUUUCACUUUCCCGGUCCCCUAGUUCUCCGCAUCCUUCUUCUGGUGGUUUUUCACAAUACUCUUCCCCUUAUAGUGGAAAUGUCACACAGGGGUCAAGCAUCUGCCCUGUGCCUCAGCAACAGCACAGGCCAAGUGACUGCAGCUUUACAUAUGGCACUAAAGCCUCCCCUGCUCCCUCUACACAACGGCAGAUUAAUUAUUCAAGUUAUCAGAGUCCUGUUAAGCGUCAUUAUAGUGGAUAUCCUGGACCUACUCAACCUCAAAUGCAGCAGAUUGAGUCUGCUGGUCCAUCAUCACCAGCUGGAAGUUACAUGUCAAUAUCAAAGACUAGCCCCUUCUCCUCAUCCUCGUCUCCUCCUGAGAGUUGCAGACAAUACCAGUCCUCUGCUCCCUGGGGCUAUAGGCAAGGGGGAUCAAUCUGGGGUGGUGAUGGAUUUGGUACUCAGCAGUUCCAUGGCUACUCCGAGUAUGGAGUUGGUGGCUCAGAGUCCAAAGACAUCCUGGACAUAUCAAAUUACACACCUCAAAAGGCAAAGCAGCGCCCCUGCCCGGAAACACUUUCUGAGUCCUCCUCUGACUCCUCCCACACAGGAAUGGGUAAUAUUGGGGGGCCUUAUUGCUCCAGGGAUGUUCCGGUGCCUGAGGGACAGUCUAGCCUUUCAAGCCUGGAAAAGCUGAUGCUUGACUGGAAUGAAAAUUCUGCAGGACCUUCAUACAACUGGAGUCAGAAUGUUUUGUUUCAAGGUGGGACUAAAUCAGGCCGUGGUCGCAGAAAAAGGUCAGAGCAACAGAGUGAGAGAGAACCGUGCCCUAUGCCUCCAGGAUCACCUGCAAGUCCUUCUAUGCAGGGAGGUGGACCAAAACGUAGUGCUACUUCAGGCCGACAGCCCAGGGGGGGCAGGGGCAGGGGAGGAUUCUCUCCUUGCCAAAGAGAGCGUCCUGCACCACCCAAAGCCAAACCACAAAAACCUGCGGCCACAGCCGUGGCAGGGCAGAUGACUUCAACAGGGGCACUAUACCAGGAUACACUGGAUUAUUACAGUGGAGACAGUAGUAGUCUAUCACCUCUCAGCCAUGCCCCUGAGCCCUGUGAAUACCCCUCCCCCUACUCUGCCCACACUUCUACUCCCUCCUCUGAUGAAAGAUUUGCCCAGAUUUACCCCUCGGACUCAGCCUCUCUUUCCCCUAGUCUAUCAAAUCAGUCAGAUAUGUUAAAGCAGUAUCCUAAAACAGGCCCUCCCUCACAGACAUAUGGACAUGCUGCCAGGACAUUCAGCCCUACACUAUCCCCAAGCCCUCGCCUCCUGCCACAGUGUGGCUCUGCCAUGAGUCCACAUCGUGUUUCCACAAAGGAACAAUUUCCACAGUAUGAUUCCCCCAGUUACAGUGGAUCCCCUUGCUGGUAUGGGCAGGGUGGGAGUGUUGCUAACAGUCCCCAUAGCUAUGAGGAGCAGCGAUCCACUACCAUCGCUAUGCCCUCCCACAAACGGGACACAUCACUAAUGGGCCCUGGGAUGAGGGUGCCAUCCCAUUCUCCUUAUCCCCCACCUGUACACAGAGGCCCUACCAUGUCCUCUGCUUGUGUGAGUGGGACUCUAGAGUCAUCUCCUCAACACGAGGAGCUGGGUUACCAUGGUAACAUGGACAACUAUGCACCCCUUGGGCAUCGUUAUGUGUCCCAAAGUGCCCGAGGUGGGGUUCUCUGCCAGCUACUGGACCAAUCCAGUGAUGAAGGCUUCACUGUCACCAGCCUGUAGUUAGCAUUGUUGCAGCAACCAACAAAGAUGAUUUGGACUACGCCCUUUUCAUAUUUUUAAUAUUUUGUAAAUGAGAUGCUACAGAAGACACUUACUAAGUAAGACAGAGGGGAUUUGGAACUGUGGAAUAAAAGCUGACUUCUCCAGCAGUGACAAUCAAGAUCCAAAUUCACACACCACACACACACACACACACACACACAUACGCAUGCAUGCUCUACACUCACACAAUUGUGAUGACCUGCUUACAUACACACUCACUCACACACACAUACACAGGAACACUUACAAACACAAACAUCUGAAACCGCACACUGACGCACAGAUAGACACUCUCUUGCGCACAAGACCAGUUGUGGACCUUGGGUGGAGUUUUUUAAGGAUGGACGGGCACAUCGCUAAUAUCUGAUAGAAGAACUAACUGCAGAAAUGCAGGAAUCCUCAGAAUGCAAGUAUGACUCAUUAAAGCUGAAACUCAGACAUGCCUGCAACUGUCUGUCAAACCGAUAUGAGAGACCACUCAAAAAAAAUGGUUUAGGACUACACACUGAUCUCUCUUUCCCGUUUUCCCUCUACUCUGAUUCUCUUUCUGUGUCUAUCUGUUUCUUCUAGUCUCAGCAUCUUCUCCAACCAUAUCACAGAAGAGAUUAAUUGCAUACACCCCAAAAAAAUCAGCCACCUUUGUAGGGUGCUCCUGCUACCUAUUCAGACCUUACCCCCUUUUCUUACCUUAUGUGCUAUCUGCUCCAAGAUACCAGCAUCUGUACAUAAGUCACACCGACUGACCCAACACCAGAGGAGCAAAGUACAAUGAGAACAUAAGUGAAGCUUAAACAGUUAUAGAAGUGAAGAAACAUUUGGAAAGUUGUGUAAACCCAUUACAGAAAUGCCAUGACAAUGUUCUAGAAUUUCUGUUAGGAGAGGUGAUGUCAGUUUUUGAGUGGCUUCAAAUGGUGCAGAUGGGCCCUGUGCAAAUAGUCACCGCAGUCUUUUUAAACAGAGGCCUUGUCUGGUCCGGUGGGGGUCUGUCUGAAUUGAAUGUCCUCUUCCCUCGCUCUUCUGCUCGGCCUGCAGCAUGGUCACACCCUGCCCAAACCCAGUUCUUGUCUCUGUGUUUUCAUCAUUUUCUGUCAGGAGGACAGACACUCAUGCACUGACCCCAAAGAUGCUGCUCUGGCAGAGGUGCUGAGAGGCCAGUCCUCUGGCCAUUCUGGGCACAGAGGUCUGGAACUCAGGGUGUGGACAAUGCCUAUUCUCCUACUCAUCCUGCUCCUUCUCCUUUUUUUCUCUCUCCACUGUUCCUAUUUCUUGUGGUCCGCUGUGUCGUACAGUGAUUUUUUGUGAUGAAAUACUGUAUCUGUCUGUUCCAUAUACUGUAUCUAAGGUGGGAAUAUUUAAAUACACAUUCUGUUCUUAUCAUUGCUUAA
Molecule: messenger RNA, 6640 nt
Organism: Pygocentrus nattereri (red-bellied piranha)
Lineage: Eukaryota; Metazoa; Chordata; Actinopteri; Characiformes; Serrasalmidae
Gene: ahdc1
Product: AT hook, DNA binding motif, containing 1
Exons: 5
Coding region: 960-5213 (1417 amino acids)
Source: RefSeq, a predicted model, not a curated record